AUGCGUGAUCCAAUAUCUUUUGAAGAGAUUCACAUUGUUGAUGGGAUUCAAUAUUCAAGUUUCCGUGAUACGUGUCAUGCUCGUGGUUUGAUCUGUGAUGAGAAGGAAUAUAUUGAUGCCAUAGUUGAGGUCUGGUAUGUUGUUUGGACCCAUUUGUGUGAUGAUGCAGAGUACAAUCAGCGAAGAGACUUACAAAAUCCAAAUUUAUUGUUACCAGACAGUGUGAAGAAGAUGUAUGGUUUGGUGGAAUUGGAGAAACUUUUGUCGGCGUGCAGUAAGAGUUUGGGCGAUUACCCAUUCAUGCCUGUUCCUGAUAUGUCUAGCUUGAAUAUUUCUCAAAAUCGAUUGUUAUCAGAUGAAUUGUCUUACGAUUGUGCUAUGUUGAGCAAAGAACAUGAUGACAUGGUGCAAAAGCUUACUACUGAGCAAAGAGAUGUUUAUGACAAAGUUAUGACAGCCGCUUCUGGUACUACUGGUGGUUUGUUUUUUGUUUAUGGUUAUGGAGUUUUGUGGUUGACAAAGAACUUGAGGUUGCACAGUGUUGGUACUGAUGAUGAAAUGAGAGAGUUGUUUGCUUUUGCUAACUGGAUUGCUUCAAUAGGUGAUGGUCAAGCUGGUGGUCCAAAAGAUGGUCAUGUAGAAGUUCCCAUUCCACCUAAAAAUUUGUUGCAAACAAAUCGUGGUCCAAUCCAAGCAAUUGUGGAAACACCAACUCUUGAAGUUGUAGAUGAAGUUAAUAACUACAUGAGCAACUUGAAUGUUGCGGAGUGUAGGACCUAUUUUAGUUCUGAUUCAGUUUGCCCCACUAAAAGCACCCCUGAUGUUGUGGUUGGGUUGCACAUGCCGGAGUUACUGAAUGUGCUAAAAUGUUCUGGGUUGCCAAAUCAUUGCUUGACAUUGAAGUUUGGGUCUCCAGUUAUGUUGUUGCGCAAUAUUGACCAUUCGUCCGGAUUGUGCAAUGGGACAAGGUUAAUUAUUACAAAAUUAGUAGACCAUGUUGUUAAAGCUAAGCUCCUAUUUGGCACUACUGCAAGUGCCAAAGUUCUGAUCCCACGCCUGUCGAUAACACCAUCAAACACUACAUUGCCAUUUAAGUUUCAAAGAAGACAAUUUCCAAUGAUGCUUUCUUAUGUAAUGACAAUGUCAAGGUCAAACGAUUUCUACGGUCGGGCUACUUCUUAA
Molecule: messenger RNA, 1182 nt
Organism: Ipomoea nil (Japanese morning glory)
Lineage: Eukaryota; Viridiplantae; Streptophyta; Magnoliopsida; Solanales; Convolvulaceae
Exons: 5
Coding region: 1-1182 (393 amino acids)
Source: RefSeq, a predicted model, not a curated record